AUGAGAUUUGCACAGGCUGCUCACUCUUGUUACCGUGUUGUGAACGCGAGGUGGGGCAGUGGAUUGGUUUCUGUCGGCGCGGCAGUUCAGAAGACGCGCUGUUCGUUUUUUGGUGCCAUCACAGCGCACCGAAGCUCGGGGAACCUGUACAUUCGUGCUUACUACAGGAACAGAGCAACAGCUCUUCCCUUCAAACGCGACUGGAUUGCCGUUAUUAAUCGCAUGCCUGUGGACAAAAUGGCAACGCAAUCGCAUGAUAUGGCCCACGGGUCACUUGGCAUGGUGGGUCGGGGAGCCGCCGACGUGAAUGACCUGAUGCCUUUGGCGAAUACGGGCAUUGGAUGCGGAAUGAACGCAGAGGCAUCACAGGCGCAGCAGUCGGUGGCUUUCAGCGAGCCUUCCGACAAGUUGGAAUGCAACGUGAGUGCAACUGAAGAGUUGCGCUCUGAUGGCUCACGAACAUUUACGAAGGCGACUGUAUGCAUGCCAGCCGUCGAACCCUUGGAUCUGUUAUCCGUGAAGUUGGACAGCAUGCGUGUUAGCGUGACACAGGCGUCGCGCAAUGGCACGCCGGAGUCUGACACCGAAAGCCUGGUCGAGCGCAACUGGUCCUGCGGCAUGAACAAAUCACCGCCGCACAGCACUGCAUCCCGCUUCAAGUUUGAGCCCCUGAAAGUUAUGAGCUUCAACUGUCUUGCGCGCAGCCUUGUGGACAACAAGUACGUGAACAAUGACAGUGAGGUGAUGUCCUGGAACAGCCGAAAGUUUGCUAUUCUGGAUGUUGUGAGGGACUCUAAAGCGGAUGUCGUAUGUCUGCAGGAGGUUGAUGAGGCGGAAUAUGACAAUUUCUUCUCGGGCGAAUUCCAACGCCUGGGAUACAGGUCCGUCUUCAAAAAGAAGAAGUCGCCCAAGUUGGAUGGUGUCUGCAUUCUCUACCAAGAGGAGAGGUUUGACGUGUUGUCACACAAGGACAUCGAAUUCGCCGUCAAUGACGCCAACUACGACCGUCUGCAGGUGGCCAUCGUCAUCGCGCUGGUGGACAAGCGCAGCAAGUUGGUAGACGACCAGGCUAAAGUGAACGACAUCUACAUCUUUUCAAACACACACUUGUUGUUCAACAAAAACCGGGGUGACAUCAAGUUCGCCCAGUUGUGCGCCUUGCUCUUGGCGAUCAAGGAUAUGGAGUCGGUGUGCAUGGAGAAACUUGGCGCCGCUGCGUGCAACCACCCAAAGCCGGCGAUCAUCAUGUGUGGAGACUUCAACUUCACUCCGCAGAGCCUGCUAUACCACUUCUUGAGCAAGGGCUACGUGGUGCUUCGCAACUGCAACGUAAGACUGAUAUCCGGACAGUACCUCAUGUUCGACACCAUGUACAAGACGGAGCAGGCCGGGCAUGGAAAGUCUGGCAUCACCGUGGGCAACUUCGAGGGCAACUACAUUUCCGACAUCUACGGUACUGGAGCCGAGGGGGAGUGGGUGGAGCCGCUAAGCCGCACCACUGGCAUUGAUCUGUUCACGAAGAUGCCAGAAUGGAUCAAGUUCGACGAGGGCAUGCACGGUGUCAUUUCAAAAUACCUGGGCGCAAUACAUGAGCAGAGUUUAAGCGGAAAGGAGGAUGACUCGAACCCUAGUCCGACCAAUAAAGAUGCGGAUGGGGUAGACAAGACCCUAGGUGGGGAGGCGAGCGACCUGCUAUUCUGCCCCUUCAAGUUCCACAGCGCCUACAGCACCUUCGACCCAGGGCAGAACCAAUGCAACGAGCCCGCGUUCACCGCGUUCCACGGCUGGCAACGCGGCUGUGUGGACUACAUAUGGUACACAGCGGACGAGCUGCAUGUGCAGUCGCUAUACGAGAUGCCCGCGUACCGUGACGUAAAGGCGAACGGCAACCUGCCAAACAAGGGCUGGCCGUCGUCUGAUCACUUCAGCCUGCUUUCUGAGUUCAAAAGACGUUCUAUGUAA
This is a messenger RNA of Babesia ovata, 1962 nucleotides long. RefSeq names its product endonuclease exonuclease phosphatase family domain containing protein. Bases 1 to 1962 code for a protein of 653 amino acids. Gene Ontology annotation, molecular function: 3'-5'-RNA exonuclease activity. Lineage: Eukaryota; Apicomplexa; Aconoidasida; Piroplasmida; Babesiidae. The transcript has a single exon. The record is from RefSeq and is a predicted model, not a curated record.